AAGACGUAUAAUUUACUCUGGUGCCUAGCCAAGCAGUGUGUGGUGGCUGUGCGUGGCAAGCUGAAGCUAUGUUCUCCAAAACCAAAAUCCACACUCUCUCUUCUUUCUGCCUCAACGCAAGAUCCAUAUCAAGCCUCAAAGUAAUGUGGCGCAAAGACCCAGCACUAGACCGAGCCAUAGAGUUCGAUAAGCGUUAUAAGCAAUGUGCUCGCGUUGUGAAGGAGCUCCUCAACGAACCGGGCCAAGUCAUUCCUCUGCGCUACCUCGAAAAACGCCGCGAAAGGAUGCGCCUCAAGGUCAAAGUCGAAACCUUUUUGAAUCAAAACCCGGGCUUGUUCGAUGUCUACUAUGAUCGCAUCAAACCCAAAACCCAACCUGUUCGGUUUCUCCGGGUCGGUGACCGGCUUCGGCAGUUUCUGGAGGAAGAAAAACGGAUUUUCAGGGAGAAUGAGCCUUUGCUUGUGUCCAAGCUGUGUAAAUUGUUGAUGAUGUCGAAGAAUAAGGUUGUAAGUGCUGAUAAAUUGCUUCAUGUGAAGAGGGAGUUUGGGUUCCCAAAUGAUUUUUUGGUUGAUUUGGUUACUAAGUACCCUCAAUAUUUUAGGUUAACUGGGCUUCCUGGGGAGGGGAAAUCGUUUCUGGAAUUGGUUUCUUGGAACCCCGAGUUUGCAAAAUCCGUUAUUGAGCAAAGGGCUGAAGAGGAGAGUAUGCGUAUGGGGAUAAGGGUUAGGCCUAGUUUCAAUGUGGAGCUUCCACCAGGGUUCGUGCUGAAGAAAGAGAUGAGGGAGUGGAUUAGGGAUUGGAUGGAGCUUGAUUAUGUAUCCCCUUAUGAGGAUGUGUCCCAUUUGGAUCAAGCUUCUAGAGAGAUGGAAAAGAGGUCGGUUGGAGUGUUCCAUGAGCUUCUUUCUCUUUCAUUGCAUAAGAGGAUUCCCGUGCCUAUCCUUGGAAAGUUUUGUGAUGAAUAUAGGUUUUCAAAUGCAUUUUCAAGCACUUUUACUAGGCAUUCGGGCAUUUUCUAUUUGUCCUUGAAAGGUGGAAUUGAAACAGCAGUGUUGAGAGAAGCAUACAAAGGUGAUAAGUUGAUUGACUGGGAUCCACUGCUUCAGAUAAAAGCUAAGUUUGUUGAGAUGUUGGAGGAGGGGUGGCGGCAAAGAGCUGAGCAGUUGAGCUUGAAACAAGAUAGAAUUAAGGAAGAUAUGGAACUGUUGGCCGUCAAAGUUGGUGAAUAGAAAUAUACAACAGGCAUGUGGAUACGAAGAGCUUUCAGUUUGGGGGAGUUUCAUGAGAAAAAAGCUUGACCAUUGCUGGCCACUUGAGGCAUCUAAUGGUGGAUUUCAUCUGAUGAUUCAAAGUGAAAGAGAGUUAAUGUGCUAAGGAUUGAAGAAAUGAGUCAUAUCCUUGGAUGACUAUGUUCUGCUCCAAAUUACAUUCUCAGAGCAGCAACAUAAGUAAUUGAUUUCCACGUUUCAGAAACAGCUGGAAGCAGGCUAAGGAAUGAUGGAGAGCUAGAUCAUGCCACCAGUUAUUCCUUCGCCACUACCACCUCUUCACCCACUUUGUUCAUCCCAACUAGCGCUAGUAAGCUAUGCUUGUGCAAUGUUAUCUUUCACUCCAGGAUCACCACCCCUACCCUCUCCUUCACACCUUAAUGACGACGAGGGAGACGGGAAUCCCCAGCACAGGCACAGGCACUGCCACACCCUUCAAGUAGAUAACUGUUGCCGGUGGCAAGGGAAAUUGACAGCCAAUGUGUGUGUGAAAUUUUAUUGCGAUUGCCUCUUUUCCUUACAAGACCGCUGCAUCACUACUCAAUAAUGAUUGGAGAAUCGUGUAAUGUCAUUUACUCAUGCGGUGGGCCAAUAUAAUUGCCAAUCUUACAUUUUGAUGACUGGAAAGUUUAGUAGUAGAAAAGAAUCCAAUGUUGUGUAUGGCAAGUUAUGGUUAUUGAUUUGUUGCCAUCAGGUUUUAAGAACAAAGUGUGCUCUAGCACUCUGAAAGCGUCUUGUAGGCUUGUAGCAUGGUGAAAUUAUUCGCAUAACUAGAAUUAC
This is a messenger RNA of Abrus precatorius (Indian licorice), 2045 nucleotides long. RefSeq names its product protein WHAT'S THIS FACTOR 1 homolog, chloroplastic. Gene Ontology annotation, molecular function: RNA binding. NCBI's taxonomy places the organism in Eukaryota, Viridiplantae, Streptophyta, Magnoliopsida, Fabales, Fabaceae. The coding region runs from base 69 to 1226 and encodes 385 amino acids. The transcript is spliced from 3 exons. The record is from RefSeq and is a predicted model, not a curated record.